Messenger RNA from Scophthalmus maximus (turbot), 4240 nucleotides. RefSeq names its product inactive dipeptidyl peptidase 10-like. Gene Ontology annotation, molecular function: serine-type peptidase activity; dipeptidyl-peptidase activity. Gene Ontology annotation, biological process: proteolysis. The coding region runs from base 245 to 2731 and encodes 828 amino acids. The transcript has 25 exons. Lineage: Eukaryota; Metazoa; Chordata; Actinopteri; Pleuronectiformes; Scophthalmidae. The record is from RefSeq and is a predicted model, not a curated record.
GCCACCCUUCGUCCUGUGCCCAAUGCCUACAAGUGCAUAGCGCGCUGCUGUGCGCGCGGCACGGACAGUAGCUGUCAGGAGCGGCUGCGCGCUUCAACACGCACAGCGAACAAAGACCGAGGAGCGCGAGCGUCGCGCGCCGUAGAGGAACCAGGAGGAGCUCGCUCUGUUUCCACCCCCGCCCCAACAUCCGCUGCCCCGUGUACCCCGGACAGGAGGACUGUUUGUGCCGCGGCGUCCCAAGAUGAACCAGACCGCCUCCGUGUCGCAUCAAGUCAAAUGCCAGUCCACGAAGACCAUCAAGGACCUAGGGGGUGGGAGUCCUCCGCAGAGGAACUGGAAGGGGAUUGCCAUUGCUCUGCUGGUUAUCCUGGUGGUCUGCUCCCUUAUCACCCUGUCUGUCAUCCUCCUCACACCAGUGGACAGCCAAGCUGGAAGUGACACCAAACUGACGGUGGAGGAUUUGUUCAAACCUGAAUUCAUGGUGCACGACCCGGAGGCCAAAUGGAUCAAUGACUCUGAAGUCAUCUACAGGAACAGUGAUGGCCACGUCAUCAAGUUCAACAUCCUCACAAAUGAAACAGAGAUUGUCCUGCCAAACACGACAUUUGUAAGUAGAUGUUUUAUAUAUCACUGUAUAGUAUAUGUAUAUAUCUUAGUAUUAAUCUUUCUUCAUGUCUCUCUUUUUAUAUCUCAUUGCCUUCAGGUAAAUUUCAAUGUGGCCAAGUAUUCCGUGUCCCCUGACCUGAAAUACGUCCUCUUCGCUUAUGAUGUGAAACAGGUUUACCGCCACUCCUACAUGGCCUCCUACAGCAUCUACAAUAUUCACACACGGGAGGUGUGGGAGCUGGACCCCCCAGAGGUGGUGAACUCUGUUCUGCAGUAUGCUGCUUGGGGUGUGCAAGGCCAACAACUGAUCUACAUAUUUGAAAAUAAUAUCUACUACCAAUCGGAUGUCAAAAGUAACUCCCUCAGGCUAACAUCCUCGGGGAAAGAAGGGGUCAUCUUCAAUGGAAUGGCUGACUGGCUCUAUGAAGAGGAGAUCCUUCAGACCCACGUGGCACACUGGUGGUCACCUGAUGGAGAGAGGCUGGCCUUCCUGGUGCUCAAUGACAGUCUGGUGCCCAACAUGGCUUUACCUCGCUUCACUGGCAUGGCAUACCCCAAAGGAAAGCAGUACCCAUAUCCCAAGGCAGGCCAACCCAACCCGGCGGUGAAGCUCUACGUCGUCAAUCUUUACGGGCCGACGCACACGCUUGAGCUCAUGCCUCCAGAGACGCUCAAGCUGCGAGACCAUUAUGUGACGAUGGUGAAGUGGAUCAGCAAGACCAAGACGUCUGUGAGGUGGUUGAACCGCGCCCAGAACAUCUCCAUCCUCACUGUGUGCGACACGACCACCGGAGCCUGCGUCACGAGACACGAAGAAAGCUCGGAGCUCUGGCUUUCCAAGCAGAACCAACAACCAGUGUUCUCCAAAGAUGGCAACCGGUUCUUCCUGACUGUUCCAGUCAAACAAGGAGGACGUGGGGAGUUUCAUCACAUCGCCAUGUUCACCACACAGUUCAGAGCAGAUCAGAAUGAAGUCCGACAUCUGACCUCAGGAAACUGGGAGGUGACCAGGAUCAUCGCCUUUGACGAGAACACCGACAACCUGUAUUUUCUCAGCACCGAGGGUUCGUCACGAAGACGACAACUUUUCAGUGUUAAAACCGUGGGUCUGUUCCCACGACGGUGUUUAACGUGCGAGUUGAACAAAGCUCACUGUCUGUUCUUCGACGCCGACAUCAGCCCCACAAACCAGCACAUCAUCCUACAAUGUAAAGGCCCUGGAGCGCCGACUGUGAUCCUACACAGCCUCAAUAAUUCAAAUUACUACAUUCUGGAGAACAACUCUUUACUGAAAGCAGCCUUGAAGUUCAAACGGGUCCAGCUGACUGACUUCAGAACUGUUCCAAUGGAACAUUUUGACUUACCUUUGAAGAUCUCCUACCCACCAGACUUCUCUGAGUCCCGUCACUAUGGACUCCUGCUGCUGGUUGACAGCGCCCCCGGUGAUCAGGCGGUGACCGACCGCUUCUCCCUCAGCUGGGACUCGGUUCUGGUGAGCUCUGACAACAUCAUCGUGGCUCGUCUGGACGGCCGGGGCAGCGGAUUCCAGGGCCAGAGGAUCCUGCACGAGGUUCACCACAGACUGGGAACUGUCGACGUCCAAGACCAGAUUGCAGCAGUAGAAUACAUGAUGAAAUUUCCAUAUAUUGAUCGGACUCGGAUAGCAGUCUUCGGAAAGGGUUAUGGAGCCUACAUCACAUUAAUGAUGCUCAAGUCCACCGACAGCAUUUUCAAAUGCACAUGUGCAAUGUCACCAGUGACGGACUGGAGACUCUAUGCCUCGGCGUUCUCGGAGCGGUACCUCGGCAUGCCAUUACGGGACGACAGCAGAUACCAGUUUUCCAGUGUGCUGCAGAACGUUCAGGCACUCCGGGAGCAGACACUGAUGCUGGUGCACGGCACAGCAGAUGCCAACAUCCACUUUCAGCACACUGCUGAGCUCGUCAAAAACCUGGUGAAAGUCGGGGCAAACUAUUCAAUGCAGAUCUACCCAGACGAGGGCCACUUCCUGUCUCAGCAGAGCCGCCAGCACCUCUAUGCCACACUGACCAGCUUCUACAGGGAUUGUCUGAAGGAGGAGGCGGUACCGCUGCCUGAUGAGGAAGAGGAGGAGGAGGAGUAGGCGGGAUGCUCUGUGGGGUCAGACCUUUGGCAGAGCUUGAGAGAAUUUUUGCUCAAGUCUGUCAAGGCUUUUUGCGCAGUUGGACCAAGUGUUUAGCCAAACAUGGACACUGGGGUUAGAGCUUUGGAUGCUCUCAAGUGUGUGUGUGUGUGUGUGUGUGUGUGUGAGUGUGUGUGUGUGUGUGUGUGUGUGUGUGUGUGUGUGUGUGUGUGCUUCAGUGUGUGUGUGUGUGUAAAUGUGUUGAAAAGAUAACUGGAGGACACAAUAGUGACAUUUGCAUUGCCGGGACUGGAGGCAGGAACAGCCCUCUAGCAUAAAGUCAUUUCAGUUUUGGCACGCUCCAUUUCUCGGCAAAGCACACGGACGACUGCCUCCAUCUUGUGCAGGCUCUCUGGGCUGUAUUCAUCCACACUUAACCAAGUGCAUGGUUCCCCCCCCCCCCCUUCCCCUCUUCCCUCCUUCACUCAUUUUGCCAAGUUAGUCUGCUUUGUGGUAACACUCGGGAAGAAAAAGAACGUGGAUGUGCACUUCUGAUCUCACCUCUCCUUUGGUUGUUGUAUUGUUGCACAAGGAAAUGCUCCAGUCAUCUACAAAAAAAUAAAGAAAAAGUUGCGUCACACAAGUUCACCACCACAGAGUCGAUCCUGAAUAAGUGCAAUUCCCUGCUGGAACACUCUGCCAUCGGCCGCCCUAAACGGAAACAGUCUUUAUCGGUCACACUUUAUUGUACAGGGGUCUUGUGUAGACAAGUACAAUGCCUUAUGAGGUUCAACAUACUGUAAUAUUACUUGCUGGCAUUGGUAGUCAUCCAUUAGCAGUGUCAUGUAAACCUUUGUCAACUCAGGUCCUCUAGACACAGCAUUGCAGUUUAGUAUCUGAACUAUGUCUGCUGUAUGGUCAUGAAUAAGUUAUGGAUUCUAUAAGAAGAUAAUAGAUACUGGGCAUACAAUUAUUUCCGUUUCAGGCCUCACUGCAAAAGUUCUCCAUCUUAAUAUGACAUUGAGCUAGAAUUUCUUAAAUCAAGUGAUGGAAUCUCCAGUUUUCACCACAGCGCUUUUCUUAAAGUCAAGAGAUCUGCUCCCUAUUUCUGGGACUCUCCAAAAAUAAAAUAUUAAUGUGGAAAUAAAUGACAAUGGUAGUACUAAGAUGGACAAUUUUACAGUGUCAGUAAGGCGUUUGCAUGUCUACAGGGAAUGUGUCAAGUGUUGCCACAUUUUGUACAGUACAAUACAGCAGAGUGUGUACAUAAAUAUAUUUUUGAGAUGUCAGAUCUCAUAGAAAGUUUAGUCUAUGGGGAUGGAUUGAUUUGACCUUGAUGUCUUGUAUGUUUUUUUUCUUCCUUUUUUUUCCUUUCAGCUGUUGAUUUUCUUCUUAGGAUGGAUUUUGUAAUGCUUCUUCUUCUUCUUCUUCUCCUCCUUCUUUUCACUGUUUUAAAAGGGAAAGGGCAGGGAUGCGGUUUUGGGGAUUAUUGUGUUUGUCCUAUAGUGAUGAUUAUAAAUAAAAAAGAAA